Molecule: messenger RNA, 1621 nt
Organism: Sitophilus oryzae (rice weevil)
Lineage: Eukaryota; Metazoa; Arthropoda; Insecta; Coleoptera; Curculionidae
Product: innexin inx2-like
Exons: 4
Coding region: 198-1253 (351 amino acids)
Biological process (GO): phototransduction
Cellular component (GO): plasma membrane; gap junction
Molecular function (GO): gap junction channel activity
Source: RefSeq, a predicted model, not a curated record
CCCAACAAAAUCAUUAAACUACCUAUUUUUAAUUGACUAAAUUAAUGCAUCUAAAUAAUUCUAUUUUUUUUUCAUUUCAAACGCAAACAAAAAGCCGCCUUUAUAGUUCUUGGGCACACAAAAAAACGCUACAAAAAAUGUCAUUCAAAUAAACCUGAGUUGUGGUAUUUAUUUUAGUUGAUUUUGUGCGUUGCAAAAUGCAGGAAAUAUUAAAACAUUUGAGCAGUCUAGUUAAAGGAUUUGACGAUCACACGGAUAACAAUGUAUUUAAGUUACAUUACAAAUUUUCCGUAAUCCUCUUAAUCGUUUUUUCCAUUUUACUAUCAAGCAAACAGUAUUUUGGCGAUCCAAUUGUCUGCGAAACUGCAAAGGACAAAGAAUUAAUAAAGGUUUACUGUUGGAUUACGGGGACGUUUAUUCAAAAGAAAAAUAUCGAUGCUGCUGCACAAUAUGAGAGCCUAUACGGUUUAGGAAAUACAGUUUACAGUAGAAGUGAAACGUUCACGUUAUUUUACUAUCAAUGGAUCUGCUUCCUAUUUUGUUUCCAAGCAUUACUUUUUUACCUUCCAAGAUAUUUUUGGACGACAUGGGAAGGUGAUCGCUUAGGGCAAUUACCAAAAGACUUACGUGAUACUUUAGUACCAGAUAACUGGAUUGCCACAGGACAAAAACUAUGCAGUUACGUAUGUGAUGCUGGGAAUCAUGACAUUAUGGCUUUUCGAUUUGCUUUCUGUGAACUAUUAAAUUUGUGCAAUUUGAUACUUCAAAUUAUGAUUAUGGAUUGGUAUCUAAACGGAAAAUUUGCCAGCUAUGGUUAUCAUGUAGCAACUAAACCGUAUCCUCAUCCUAUGAAUGAAGCUUUUCCUAAGAGAACAAAAUGUUUGUACACUAACUACGGUUCUAGCGGUUCGACACAGGUAAUGGAUGCACUUUGUGUUCUACCAUUAAACAUUUUAAAUGAAAAAUUCUUCCUGAUUCUCUGGUAUUGGAUGAUUAUCUUGUUUUUUGUUACUCUAAUUGCUUUAAUAUACAGAGCCAUGUUUAUGGUUUGGGAAAGAUUUCGCAUUUAUCUUCUCAUGGCUCAAGUUCGUAAUUUAAAUAGAAAUAAAGCCGUUUACAUAACAAAACAUUUAACUCAUGGACAAUUUUUUUUGUUAUAUAACUUAGGCAAAAAACUUAAUCCUAUAGUUUAUAAAGAUCUUUUACUGCUCAUAUUCGAGAAAAUGAGCGAAAAGUAUAAGUUUGAUAUAUAGAGACUGAAGAUUCAAAGAUCUAUGAGGUCCUAGAUUUUUUAGUUAGUGUUGAAUUUAUUUUUUAAAUAGAUAUAUACAAUAUCUAUCAUUCAGUAUUUUUUAGCUUAGUUUUUGUUGUACUUGUUCUAAGUUAUCUAUAAUUUCUAGAGUCAUUAACAUAAUACUCAUAAAUUAGACAUAACAAUUGUUUUUUUUUUGUUUUCUUUUUUCUAGGAUAUUUUGAUUUGUUUAUAUUUUUGUUAUACACUUAACUACCUCAUAGGUAUAAGCUGAUUUAAGAUCAAAAAAAUAUUUUGUUGUUUAAACAAGCAUGGCGUAUGCUUUAUUUUGUUACCGAAUUAGGAAAUAAUAUAUAUUUUUAUAUUAAU